Messenger RNA from Salvelinus sp. IW2-2015, 2071 nucleotides. Lineage: Eukaryota; Metazoa; Chordata; Actinopteri; Salmoniformes; Salmonidae. The record is from RefSeq and is a predicted model, not a curated record.
GUUGUAAGCCGAUUUAGAUUGUCAAUUUAGGAGACACGUCCUAUUGGAUAAAUGUGACAACUCCAUUCUUGCUGCCCCCAAAAUAUUGGGGGCUAGUUUUCAGGCCUUGUGUGUGGGUUUUGGGUGGAAAAUGUUAGCUAGACCUUGUAACCCUGAGUCUAGUAUGCCCACUUGGUCUGUUUACCCCUAGAAUGUUGCUAGGAGACCAUACACAAACUUAUUAUGGGUAGAGCUGCUGUCAUAUCUCUGUAGAAUUCCUACAGGUAAGACACCACAACAUGUUAGUUGUUUGCAAACUACAUGGACAUGGCAUGCUCUGAAUAUGACCAUAUGACAGUGCGAAAUUGUAUCAUAGAAUGAAUGGAAGGAAUAAUAGCUGGCUAGCAGGCAUUUUCAUGAGGAUUUUACUAUGCAAACACUUAUUGGACAAUGACAACCAACUUGAUGUAAAUUAAAUGUUCAGGCUGUUUUGUGUAGGAUGCAAUUUUUUUUWAAGUCGGUCUGUCUUACCUCAACUCAUGGCUUCCAAUUCUGAAUGAAGAGUGGAAGAAGGUGAAGUGGGCCAGAGUGACACCAAAACAGAGCACCCCAGGAGGAGCUUGAGAGAGAGAAACCAUGACAAAGAAGAGUGCAAAGAAAGGCGGAGGGAAGCAGGCAGGGAUGACGGAGGAGGAGAGACUCCUGUACAUGCAACAGAGGGCCCAGGCAGAGGAGGAGAUGUCAGAAAGAAAGGAGGACGUACGAACUAAAUUCCUCAAAGUAUACAUUCAAGAAUUUAAACCAAUGAAAAGUCGCACAGCCCAAUGCAACUUGUUAAGCCUUUUCUAUUGUCAAAGUUUCCUUAAUAAGUUGCAGAAGGAGGAGCACAGCAAGACAUUUGAGAGGGUGCUGGACCGGAAGGACAGUGUCAUCAAGUCUAUAUAUCUCUUUCUCUCUGUGCUGCAGUGUUUGGUGUGUAACCUGAGUGAGGCAGAGCAGCAGUCAGCCCAGGUCCUGCGCUCUCACCUGCAGUGUGUGGACUGUCUGCUGGCCCUGCAGAAGGGUAGGCUGGCAUCCCUGGAGCAGCAGUGGGACAUAGUCCUGGAGGGACUGAGCUACGACUUUAACUCUGAGAGGUCUUUUCUAACCCCAAUCAUGCAAGGGACGGUGGAGGAUCUGUGGCGUCAGUUCCAACAGGCCCUGGGCUGCUACAAUGAGGCCACAGAGAACCGUCUCAUGGCUAUCGAGUCGCUGUGGACCCUCGACCAGCACAGCCCCAAGGAGAUCGACACUCAGAUGAGGAGGCUGCAGAAGAUGCAGGUCAGUGUAGGGCUACAGAGACUACUGUUCCUACCAAACAUACACACCCUUCGACUGUCAUAUGCAUACAGACAGCACACAUGCACACUAUACACAUUCACACUUAUGCAUGUGUACCGACUACUCGCUUCCUAUACAUUCUCACAUUUGUGCGAUGUUGUGGAUAAGGGGGAGAGGCUUCUAAGUCUGGCUGAGAUGUGUCAUAAGCUGGAGACAGAACAUAAGAAAGUCCUGCCCUUCUACACCUCUCACUGCUGAGGAGAGCACGAGAGAGCUAAUGCUUUGAGCCUCCAUCUGAGGAGUUGGCACAGGGAUGGGUAAUACUGUAUUACACACACACACUGAUCUGGAACGGGAGAGGGGAGCUCUGACCUGAGAUACCCAGCAGCUGCGGGUCUUGCUGCGCCAUCAUCUCUGUUAGCGACCAGAUCCUCCACCAUCGCAAGCCCCUGCUGAUGGUAUCACAGCCACCCUCGUCGUUCAACUCACUGCUGACGCCCAACGCAAGCGCCACACUGUCAAGAGGCGGCACAUGUUGUGCAGCACAUGCAAACUAACAGGCUACACAUCAAUCACACACAGCAUCACUCAUACAUGAACUUCAAAAGGGUUUCAAGUUGUAUACUGACUAAGAGUAAAUAGAACUUCAAACUGGUAGAAUGCACUCCUACUGGCAGAAUCCUAUUCCUUAUUCUAUUUGUGUCUUACAAUAACUAGCAAAAAAAAAAAAAAGAGUAUUUAAUACAAUAAUAACAGAAACUCCCUUGUUUUU